Molecule: messenger RNA, 1315 nt
Organism: Lolium perenne
Lineage: Eukaryota; Viridiplantae; Streptophyta; Magnoliopsida; Poales; Poaceae
Source: RefSeq, a predicted model, not a curated record
AGGCGUUAAAAUCUCAGCGCAAUAAUCAAGGAAAGAGAUCGGUUGAGAGUAAAAUUCGGAAGGUUUCCAAGCCUGCCCCUGCAUGCACGCGGUGGAGUAUCCCGCAGACUAUCUCGACUCCUCGUUUCUCGCAAACCGACGCCGCCAUCGCUCUGUGUCCUCCCUCGUUCUUCUCCCCCGCGCAUGCGCCCUCAAUGGAGUGGAGGAUCCAGGGUAACCGAUUCUGCCCAAUCGGAGGGGAAAAGGGUCAUCAAGGAUUGGGGAAGACUCCAUUGCCACGGAUCACUCUGAAAUCAGACGGUGAAGAUGAAGUUGAGAGGCUAAGAUGGGGCAGAGAUUGUUUCAAUUCCGAAAAUUCGAGCUCCUAUAAGAGCUUCGCGCCAUGGAUGCCCAGUUCGUCAUCUUCUCCCUCUGGUUCUUCCUCUUGUUCUCCCUGUGUUCAUCGUCAUGGCACAUCUUGAUUUGAAUAAACCAAUCAACUGGGAUGAACUGGAAGAUUUCGAUGGGGAAGCUCGGGAACUUGCUGGUGAUUUUUUCUUUGAGGUGGAAAGCGAUGGAGAUGACAGUAGCGAUGAUGAACAGGCACGAAGUAUGAUGGACAUGCAGGUGAAUCGAGCAGGAUGUACUCUCAGCCUAACCCGCCUCCGUUCUGCCCAGAGAUGGAACACGGGCGAAUCGAGCACUGCCGGAGCAGGCCGUCGCCCGCAGUUUGUGGGCGAGACGAGCACAGGCGGAGCUGGCCGUCGGCCGCAGUUUGUGGGCGAGUCAAGCCACGUGGGAUCUGGUCGUCGCCAAGACGAAGACGGCGGAGCUGGCCGUGGGCAAGACGAAGACGGCGGAGCUGGCCGUGGCCAAGACGAAGACGACGGUGGCAAUGAGCUCGUUCGAUACCCUCUUUUCGACGGUGUCUUCAUGUUCACCAGUAAGCCCAUCGGCGGACGAGGCCGUCUUGGCCUAUCCGGCCGUGGCCGAGGUAGCUGUCCGCCUUUUAGAGGAGGUGCGGCUGCUGGACGUGGAGACGCAGGGCGUGGUGCUCGCGGACGAGGAGCAGCUGCAGGCCGAGGUGGUCGCGGACGAGGAGCACCAGCAGGCCGAGGUGGUCGCGGUCGAGGAGAAGCAGCAGGCCGAGGUGCUCGCGGACGAGGAGAAGCAGCAGGCCGAGGUGCUCGCGGAAGAGGGGCUGCAGCUGGCCGUGGAGGCGGUGAUGAUCAGGGAGAAGAUCAUGCCGAUGGACAUGAGCAUGCUGCAGUUGUGCCAUUAGGACGAUUGGUGAACACCCGUAGAGUUUAUAGUGACGACGACAAAAGGAAUUGAU